Myotis lucifugus (little brown bat) is the source of this 678-nucleotide messenger RNA. Its product is annotated as NKG2-A/NKG2-B type II integral membrane protein-like. The record is from RefSeq and is a predicted model, not a curated record. Bases 1 to 678 code for a protein of 225 amino acids. NCBI's taxonomy places the organism in Eukaryota, Metazoa, Chordata, Mammalia, Chiroptera, Vespertilionidae. The transcript has 6 exons. Gene Ontology annotation, biological process: positive regulation of natural killer cell mediated cytotoxicity; stimulatory C-type lectin receptor signaling pathway.
AUGAACAACCAACCUGUAACCUAUGCAGAACUGAAUUUGGCCAAGUCCGCCAAGAGACAGCAAAGGAAGCCUAAGGGCACUCAAAGCUCCAUUCCAGUAACUGAGCAGGAAAUAGUAACCUAUGCAGAAUUAGCUCUUCAAAAUGCUUCCCAGGAUCUUCAAGAGAGGGACAAGAAGGACCACUCCAAAGUUUCACCAUCACCUCCAGAGAAGCUCAUUGCUGGGACCCUAGGGGUCAUCUGCCUUGUCCUGAUGUCCGCUGUGGUGACAAUACCUAUUCUCUCUAAUGUAAUACUGGAGCAGAAUAAUUCUUCACUGAAAACUGGGAUCCAGGAAGCAUAUCAUUGUGGACAUUGUCCAAAGGAGUGGUUUACAUAUUCAAACAAUUGCUAUUACAUUAGUACUGAAAAAAAAGCAUGGAAUGAGAGUGUACUGGCCUGUGCUUCUAAGAACUCUACCCUGCUUUACAUAGAUAAUGAAGAAGAAAUGGAAUUUCUGAGUUCCUUAUCACCUCCAUCAUGGAUUGGAGUUUUUCGUAGCAGCAGUGAUCAUCCUUGGAGGUUGAUAAAUGAAGACUUAUCAUUUGGUAAAGGUGACUGUGCUCUGCUAAACCUAUAUGGCCUCACAUCAUGGAGUUGUGGAGCUUCAAAAAUAUAUAGCUGUAAGCAUAAGCUUUAG